AUACAGUUUGCCGACAUUAGGUGAAAACAGUUCUUCAAUAUGGAAAUGAAUUUGUAAUACGAUUUUUCUCUUUAUCUACCUGCUCUCCCAUUGGAAGGCCAGAUAUGAUAAGGAAAACCUGCCUUAUCCAUGCCACCUACUGACUCCUCUCUGUAUAUAUAUAAAGACCUGGAUGUCAUAAUAUCAACGGAAAAUUGCUUAUUAAGGUGAGUUAAAAUGGCAAUGCAAAACUUGUUUUAUUUACUUCUUCUGGGCUCUAUUGCUAUUGUAGUAUCUGGUUCAGAGAGCAAUGACAGUACCGCAUCAUGCAAUCGUAGUAGUUUUCCAGCAGGAUUCAUUUUUGGGACUGCAUCAGCAGCUUACCAGUAUGAAGGUGCAGCAAGGGUGGGUGGUAGAGGACCAAGUAUUUGGGAUUAUUUCACUCACAAAUACCCAGAGAAAAUAGUGGACGGUAGCAGUGGAGAUUUGGCUAACGAUCAAUAUCAUCGUUACAAGGAAGACGUUGGCAUUAUGAAAGAGAUGGGUUUAGAUGCUUACAGAUUCUCGAUCUCAUGGUCUAGAAUAUUUCCAAAUGGAAAGCGAAGUGGGGGAGUGAACAAGGAAGGAAUUCAGUACUAUAAUAGCCUCAUCAAUGAGCUCCUAGCCCAUGGUUUACAACCCUUUGUGACACUCUUCCAUGGGGAUCUUCCGCAAGCCUUAGAAGAAGAGUAUGGUGGAUUCCUAAGUCCUCGCAUUGUAGAACAUUUUCGAGACUACGUGGAAACUUGUUUCAAACAUUUUGGUGAUAGAGUGAAACACUGGAUCACACAAAGUGAGCCAUGGUCUUAUAGCGGUGGUGGUUACGCGACUGGCAUGUAUCCUCCAUUAAGAUGUUCGGCUUGGCAACAAAUGAAUUGCACUGGUGGGGAUACCGCUACUGAGCCAUAUUUGGUUGCACACAACAUGCUUCUGGCUCAUGCUGCAGCUGUCAGCUUAUACAGGCAAAGAUACCAGGCACCCCAAAAAGGUGUGAUAGGGAUCACUUUAGUGUCAAAAUGGAUGGUGCCUAACUCCAAUGCUACGCAUGACAAACGUGCUGCCCUUCGAGCACUUGAUUUCAUGUUUGGAUGGUUUAUGGACCCAAUAGCAAAUGGUGACUAUCCCCAUACAAUGCGGUCUAUUGUUGGAGAUCGAUUGCCACAAUUCACACCAGAACAAUCAAAGAUGCUAAAAGGGUCAUAUGAUUUUGUUGGAUUGAACUACUACACAGCAAAUUAUGCAGCCUAUAUGAAUAACUCUAGUGCUGUGAAUGCAAGUUACUUGACAGAUUCUCAGGCUAAUCUUUCUACUGUUCGCAAUGGGAUCCCCAUCGGUUCACAGGCGGCUUCUGAUUGGCUUUUUGUUUAUCCAAGAGGAAUUCGAGAUCUUUUGCUUUACAUUAAGAAAAAGUACAAUAACCCGCUCAUCUACAUCACUGAAAAUGGCGUUGAUGAGUUCAACAAUGCCACAUUAUCAAUCGAGGAAGCUCUUAACGACGAGAUGAGGAUACAUUACCACUCUCGACAUCUUUCUUUCCUUCGAAAAGCAGUAGUCGAGGAUGGUGCCAAUGUGAAAGGAUAUUUUGCAUGGUCAUUGUUGGACACCUAUGAGUGGAACUCGGGCUACACUGUACGAUUUGGAAUCAACUACGUUGACUAUAACGAUGGCUUUAAGAGAUAUCCAAAAAAAUCAGCCCACUGGUUCAAGAACUUCCUCAAGAAUAGAGAUCGAGAUAAUAAUGUAUUAUUGUUAAUUAGCAAUAAAGUGGAAGAUCAAUUGAGCUCCAUCUAGGUUACUUUUGGAGAUGCGGAAUCCAUCUAUGUGUUGUUUGAUAUUCUUGUUAAAAUAUAUAUAAAUGAUGUGAAAAGUUUCGACUCAA
Tripterygium wilfordii is the source of this 1897-nucleotide messenger RNA. RefSeq names its product beta-glucosidase 12-like. Gene Ontology annotation, biological process: carbohydrate metabolic process. The record is from RefSeq and is a predicted model, not a curated record. Gene Ontology annotation, molecular function: beta-glucosidase activity. NCBI's taxonomy places the organism in Eukaryota, Viridiplantae, Streptophyta, Magnoliopsida, Celastrales, Celastraceae. Bases 217 to 1809 code for a protein of 530 amino acids. The transcript is spliced from 13 exons.